AUGUUUGGCGUGCAGUUAACUCGCCGGUUGGUUCGACCGCCAACGGCACUCUUAAGGCCGCAGAUGUCUAUGCUAAUUCCUCGGCUGGGUGUGCGAUUCAACAGCAAGCUGCCCCAGUCCACUGACCCGGACAGUGACCUUCAGUCAAACGAUCUCAAGGCUCGCCUGCCCAAGUUUUCCUUGCACAAAGACGCUGCCCCGACUCUGCUUCCAAAACCAGACACGCCACGGGUCGGCCCGAACAUGACGUUCCCGCAGCUCAUGGAACGCUUCAGGCAUUUCCAGGGCCCUGAACUGUUGUACAUGUCGGAGUCUCACCGGCUGUACUUUAUGGCCUGCUUCGCUCUGGCUUUCAUUUGUGCCUACAACGUGUUUGAUCUGGGCGACCAAGUAGUGCCCCUUAUGAUCAAAUCUUACGAGGAGAAUGACCUGGAUGGCACCCCCAUUGAGAACCUGGGCCAGUUGGUCAAGCGCUUCGGUCUAGUCGGUUUGCUGUGCGGCGUUUACCUUAUCGCUGGCCUGGUGGUCGCUACCGUUCCUAGUCGUCUUGUUAGACGUAUAGAGUAUGUCCCCGGGGUCGAGGUUACCAAAAUGGUGACCCAUCCCCUGAUCCCGGGCCGCCCAUCUCCAGUUGUGUCGGUUCCAAUGGCCAAUUUAUCCAUUGGCAAACGCACUAAAGUCUGGACAGGCGAGGGCUUUUAUGGCACUACCUCUAAGUCGUCAUUCUUCUUUUUCGUCUGGGAAAAGGGCCGACGCCUUCCCUGGAUCGUCGACCGAAGCGGUUGGUUCUGGGGGGAUGGCCGUGUUUACGAUGUGAUCCUGGGAAAAGAGCCUGUGCUGCUUGCCGAAAAAGGUAUCUCCUACGACGAUGCUCUGCGUCACCAAAUGGCCGUUGCUGAAAAGAAGAAGGCAGAGCUUCGCCGCGAACUAGGUCCUGCCUGGCGCUAUAAAGCUAUGGGUCAGCUCAUGAAAGAGGACAUUGAAAAGUUCUCUGCCAAAGGUAAGUCCGCUGUGCUUGGAACCUUGAAAAAGUCUCCCAAGAGCAUAGGCCCAAAACCUGACGAUUCCGCCAAAAAAUAG
This is a messenger RNA of Wickerhamiella sorbophila, 1080 nucleotides long. RefSeq lists its product as hypothetical. NCBI's taxonomy places the organism in Eukaryota, Fungi, Ascomycota, Dipodascomycetes, Dipodascales, Trichomonascaceae. The coding region runs from base 1 to 1080 and encodes 359 amino acids. The record is from RefSeq and is a predicted model, not a curated record. The transcript has a single exon.